AUGGCACCCGCCGCAAUUACUCCUCCUGUUCAGUCAGGAAAUGAGCUCGACAGCGCUGCCGUUGCACGUAAACUUGCUCAGACCGCACCAGAACUAGUUAAGAAUGGAAAAACCGAAAGCACUCUCCUUCCAUUGGAUGCUUCCAAGUUGAAGUUCACGAGAACUUCCACUCCAAUGACCGUCCCGGCGCCAGGAGAUCCAAUCAUCGCCACCGCAUCUCAAUGUACCGACCACAUGAUUGCCGCUGUCUGGAAAGCAUCAGAGGGUUGGUCUGCUCCAGAAUUAAAGCCAUACGGAAACUUCUCCCUUCCCCCAACCGCAUCCGUUCUCCACUACGCCACCGAAUGUUUCGAGGGAAUGAAGAUGUACCGUGGUUACGACGGAAAGUUGAGACUUUUCCGACCGGAUUGCAACUGCCGAAGAAUGGUUAUGUCAAGCGUUAGAUGUUCUCUUCCAGGAUUCGACCCCAAGGAGCUCGAGAAGUUGAUCAUCGCUAUGGUUGCUGUGGAUGGUCCAAAGUGGCUCCCAACACCUGGUACUUUCUUGUACUUGAGACCAACCAUGAUUGGAUCUGCUGGUGCAUUGGGAGUUGCCACGCCAAAGGAAGCCACUUUGUUCGUUAUCUCAACCUUCAUGCCACCUAUGGAUCAAAAGACCGGUUUGAAACUGUUGGCCUCUACGAACGGUGUUCGAGCCUGGCCAGGUGGAUUCGGUUACGCCAAGUUGGGUGCAAACUACGGACCUAGUCUGUUAGCCAAUGGUGAAGCCCGAGAGAGAGGAUACGAUCAAGUUCUCUGGCUGUUGGAUGGCAAGGUUACCGAGGCUGGAGCUUCCAACUUCUUCGUCGUAUGGAAAACCCAAGAAGGAAAGACCCAGCUCGUCACUGCGCCACUCGACGAUAAAAUCAUCUUGGAUGGUGUUACGAGAAGAAGUAUCCUCCAGCUUGCUAGAGAACGUCUCACGGAUGGCAAGAGCGGUCUUGAGGCACUUGAAAUUGUGGAGCGAAACUUCACUAUGGAGGAGGUUCGUGCGGCUGUCAAUGAGGGAAGAAUCAUCGAGGCUUUCGCCGCUGGCACAGCUUUCUUCGUCUCUGCCGUCUCUGUCAUAAACUACAAGGAGCAAGACCUCCAAAUACCAAUGGCCCUCGGAGAGAUGGGAGAAUAUGCAUCGCUCAUCAAGAGCUGGUUGGUGAACAUCAUGUAUGGAAAGGAACAGCACGAGUGGGGUGUUGUCGUUGAGGAGGAGAAACUAUGA
Molecule: messenger RNA, 1254 nt
Organism: Cadophora gregata
Lineage: Eukaryota; Fungi; Ascomycota; Leotiomycetes; Helotiales; Ploettnerulaceae
Exons: 4
Coding region: 1-1254 (417 amino acids)
Biological process (GO): L-leucine biosynthetic process; L-valine biosynthetic process
Cellular component (GO): mitochondrion
Molecular function (GO): branched-chain-amino-acid:2-oxoglutarate transaminase activity
Source: RefSeq, a predicted model, not a curated record